AUGAUUAAGAAGAAAACGAUCCUAAUUCUCCUAUCAAUUUUAUAUAAAAGAAAGGGAGUGGAGGACUAAGUUCUAAUCAGAGUGAAAACAAUCAAUGAUUAAUCUCUAAUAAAGUGUUUUUAUUAAUUAAAAUUCAUCAUUAAAAUAUAAAAUAUAUAUUUAAAUAUAUGUAUUAAAUAUUCUUAUUACAUCUAAAAAUAAAAUUAAUGCUUUUUUAUAUGGUAUUUAUUUUCUUUUAAUUAUAUCAAAAGGAUUUUUUUUCAUAAAUUUGGUUUUAAUUAAUUAAUUAAUCAAUUAUUUUUCCGUUAAAAAAUAUUAAAGAAAAAAUAAUUAAAAAUAAUUAAUUUGGGAAUUAACCUUUUUUUAUAGUAAAAAAUGGUGAAGAAACAUCAUAUUAUAAUGUUGCACCAAGUCUUUUUAUCUGGAACCUUAUUCGUGGAAAGUUUUUAACAAAGUUUCGCACAUCACCAUUUAUAUAAUAAAAGGCAUUCCGAGAUAAAUUAUUUUGUGUUAUUUGACUUUCAUGGAAGAGAUAGUAAAAAUGAAUAGAUGAAGAAACAAAAAUUAUUCCAAGUAAAAAUUUUUAAUAUGCCAUUUAGAUUUACCGGAUUUUAGCCUAUAGUUUCACAAAAACUCUAUUCAAUCUAUCUCGGAAGUGGAGUCUAUAACACUUGCUAAGUUUAUUACUUCUUUUUUUUAAGGAGUAAAUAAACUAAUAAUUAGUCCUAAAUGAAAAAAGAUCUUUAUUGGUUGAAGAAGCUUUCAAAAUUCAAGAAUCAAAAGACAUUUAAAUAUUUUGUAAUAAAAAUGAAAACCAAUAUUAUAAGCGAUAAGCAUGCUUAAUCAUGA
Messenger RNA from Tetrahymena thermophila SB210, 849 nucleotides. RefSeq lists its product as hypothetical. Lineage: Eukaryota; Ciliophora; Oligohymenophorea; Hymenostomatida; Tetrahymenidae. The transcript is spliced from 2 exons. The record is from RefSeq and is a predicted model, not a curated record.